This is a messenger RNA of Crotalus tigris (Tiger rattlesnake), 1978 nucleotides long. RefSeq names its product nuclear receptor subfamily 2 group E member 3 (gene NR2E3). Bases 297 to 1538 code for a protein of 413 amino acids. Lineage: Eukaryota; Metazoa; Chordata; Lepidosauria; Squamata; Viperidae. Gene Ontology annotation, biological process: cell differentiation; anatomical structure development; negative regulation of transcription by RNA polymerase II. The transcript has 8 exons. The record is from RefSeq and is a predicted model, not a curated record. Gene Ontology annotation, molecular function: nuclear receptor activity; zinc ion binding; RNA polymerase II cis-regulatory region sequence-specific DNA binding.
CAUGGGCAUAGCACAGACCAAGCAGACAUGAAGUAUCCAGAAGAACAAGGGUUGUGAUGGUCUGGAGGACGGUCUGUUAAGAGGCUUGGAGCAGAGUGAGCUUUUCCAGUGAAAGAGUCUACACUGAAGCAGUUCUUUUGGCAAAUUAUCCAGCCUCCUUGAGGGAAAACUGGACAGUCCAGAAGGGUUUCCUGCAUCUGGGCCUCCAAUUCAAAGCCCAAGGAUAAGAAGUCAGAACUCUCCACAAAGAAGCCUGAAGACCAUCUCUCUCGUCCCACAAACCAUCAGCCACUGUUAUGAUGGCCUCCCCGGUGAAGUCGUUGAUGAACAGAGGAAUGGAGGCCAGUCCGUUAGAGCUUAGUCUGACUCCUGGAAAAGCAGGGAGCCCCGUGUUGCUGUGCAAAGUAUGUGGCGAUACCAGCAGUGGGAAGCAUUAUGGCAUCUACGCUUGCAAUGGCUGCAGCGGUUUCUUCAAAAGGAGUGUCCGCCGGAAGCUCAUUUAUAGGUGCCAGGUGGGCAGUGGAAUGUGCCCUGUGGACAAAGCGCACCGAAACCAGUGCCAAGCUUGUCGCUUGAAGAAAUGUCUCCAGGCGGGCAUGAAUAAAGACGCCGUUCAGAACGAACGCCAGCCACGCAGCACGGCUCACGUGCACCUUGACUCCACGGACCUGCAUUUGGAACAGCAGCCGGAACGUGUGGCCACCACCCAGGGCGCUCCGACGCCACCCCACCCUUCCCUGCAGAGCCACAGAGUUCCUCCCGGCUGCUCUAUAAGUGGGGUUUUGAGGGCCCAAGGGGUAACCCUCCCCAACAGCCACCGUUUUAUGGCCAGCCUGAUGACAGCGGAGACUUGUGCCAAGCUGGAGCCAGAGGACGCAGAGGAAAACAUCGAUGUGACCAGUAAUGAGCCGGAACACGUGGGGACAGAGGCUCCCCGAUCUCCACACCCCGCCACUGGCCCAGAAAGUGUUUAUGAGAUCUCCGCGCGACUCCUUUUCAUGGCUGUGAAAUGGGCAAAAAACCUUCCAGUUUUCUCAAACCUACCUUUCCGUGAUCAGGUGAUUUUACUGGAAGAAGCUUGGAGUGAAUUGUUCCUGCUUUGUGCUAUCCAGUGGUCUUUGCCUCUGGAAACCUGCCCCCUCCUCGCUUUGUCAGAGCUCACCUCCACCUUCCACGCCAAGGCGGUGUCUGGAGGAACGGAUAUCUGUGCGCUGCAAGAAAUAAUUGCACGCUUCAAAACACUGGCGGUGGAUCCCACUGAAUUUGCCUGUAUGAAGGCAAUUGUUCUGUUUAAACCAGAAACAAGAGGAUUGAAGGAUCCAGACCAGGUAGAAAAUUUGCAGGAUCAGUCACAAGUGAUGCUGGGACAACACACUCAUAUACAUUAUCCUAGUCAGCCAGUCAGGUUUGGAAAAUUACUACUGCUGCUUCCUUCACUGAAAUUCAUUUCUUCGGAGCGCAUUGAGGUUCUAUUUUUCCGCAGAACCAUUGGGAACACCCCUAUGGAGAAGCUGCUGUGUGACAUGUUCAAAAACUAACACGCCUUUUAGAGGAGCAGUUGAAAAAUCUAAGCAGGUUCCUCUGGAUCUGAAAUGCAAGCAGGAGGAGAGAGAUCAGAGAAACCUCUUCAGAAGAUGUUUGGGAUCUGGGCUGGAAGCCUUAAGUGAUCCUAGGCAAUGCUGGUCAUUCAACUAUAAAAGGCAUCCCACAGUACAAAAACUGCUUCAGAUGGACUAUUACAAGGGUCAACAGUGUGUGGAGGGGUGAUACUGUUGAACUGUAGCGUUGAGCGAUUGAAUUGAAUCCAAAGCUAGUCAAACUUACUCUACGUUCAAUGAAAUCAAUAGUACGGUUAAAAAUACAGGUGGUCCUUGGUGUACAACCUUUCAUUUAGUGCAGUGGUUCUCAACCUUUUUAAUGCCGCAACCCCCAACUGGUCAUAAGUCAAGGACUACUCAACUGGUGCAGCACCGUUUGC